Lepisosteus oculatus (spotted gar) is the source of this 1127-nucleotide messenger RNA. Its product is annotated as C4b-binding protein alpha chain-like. Lineage: Eukaryota; Metazoa; Chordata; Actinopteri; Semionotiformes; Lepisosteidae. The record is from RefSeq and is a predicted model, not a curated record. Gene Ontology annotation, biological process: negative regulation of complement activation, classical pathway.
AUGAUAAGAUACUUUUGUCUGCAAGUCCACAGUUGAUUGAAAGAAAGAAUAAUGUGUGCAUGUAGUUCUGUGUUUUGUGCUUUUAAAUUGUGUCUUCUUCUGUGGUUGUGUUCUACGGAGGUGAGAGGACAAUGUGAUAGACCUCCACAUGUACCUCUGGCUACCCUGUCAGAGGAGUCUGGCAGCCUGAAUGAUUUCCCAGAAGGAAUUACUGUGAUUUACGUCUGUAAUCCAGGAUACAGUCAGAGGGGCGGAUGGCCUGAAAUUAUCUGUAGUAAGAAAAGCUGGACCAGUCUGACUCUGCGCUGUGAACCCAAGUCUUGUGGGUCCCCAGGAGAAAUAGUUAAUGGACGUUAUCAUCUUCCAAAAGGUGUCCUUUUUGGGUCACAUGCUAUAGCUUCUUGUGUUGAAGGAUACGUCUUGGUGGGCAGAAAAACCAGAGAGUGCUUAGCUGGCGCCUGGAGUAGUAAUAUUCCUGUAUGUGAAAUCAUCAAAUGCCCAAGUCCUCCUGAAAUUGAGAAUGGUGAAAUCCUGUCCUUUUUCUCCGGUGAUGUUAAAUAUGGAGAUGUUAUACAGUACAAGUGCAACAAAUUCCACUUAAUUGGGGAGAAAGAAAUCUAUUGUACCAAGGAUGGGAACUACAGUGGGCCUCCUCCCAAAUGCAAAGAUAUUACAUGCAAAACUCCUACUGUACAUGAUGGCAAAAAAGUGUAUGGGCGUCUACCACCCUAUAAAUACAAAGAUAUUGUUUCUUUUACUUGCAAUUAUGGAUAUAAGCUCAUAGGAUCCAGCACUAUCACAUGUGAAGAACACGGCUGGUUGCCCAAGAUCCCUUGGUGCAUUAAAAACAAUGAAGUCACAACCACAACUCCAAGUCCAGACAAACCUUGUGAUCUAUGGUGCAGAAUUCAAAAUUUUGUGUUUUCAUGGCUAUGAAACGUGUAAAGCUAAAUCCACGGAUGGAUAAGGACAUUCAGCUUCUGCAGAGAGACAAGGGACAGAGGCUGUAUCUUAAGAACGAUUGCAGAGCACCUUACAAAGAACAAAGGAUUAACAACAUGUUUAUAUAUAACUUUUAUCAAUGCAUUCCAAAGAGGCAAAAUAAAAAAAAGUUAACUGCGGAAUAA